This is a messenger RNA of Tilletiopsis washingtonensis, 767 nucleotides long. RefSeq lists its product as hypothetical. The record is from RefSeq and is a predicted model, not a curated record. Bases 12 to 767 code for a protein of 251 amino acids. NCBI's taxonomy places the organism in Eukaryota, Fungi, Basidiomycota, Exobasidiomycetes, Entylomatales. The transcript is spliced from 2 exons.
AUCACCACACCAUGGCCGCACUCGCCCCGCUGCGGCUCAGCGCCGCGCUCGGCCGCCGCUCGCUCCUCGCCUCGAGCUCGCGCCAGCCGCUGGCCGUGCGGCCGCUGCACGCUUCAGCAGUGCGCCUGGCCGCGCCGCCGAUCCGCGACCACGCCAUCCGGGCGCGCCUUGUGCGCCUCGUCGACCCCGACACGGGCUCGCUGCACGAGCAGCCGCAGUCGCCGGCGUCGAUCCUGCGCUCCAUCGACCCCACGCGCUACUGGCUGCAGCAGGUCAGCGCCGGCGACGACGAGACGCUGCCCAUCUGCCGCCUCGUCGACAAGAAGGCCGAGUUCGACAAGGAGAAGGCCCGCCGCGCAGAGAAGAAGCUGGCCGCCGCCGGCGGGGCCGCUGGUGAUGCUGCGCCCACAGCCAAGGGCGCCGGCGCCAUCAAGGAGCUCGUGCUCACCUGGAGCGCCACGCCGCACGACGUGCAGCACCGCCUGCAGCAGGCGCGCCAGCACCUGCACCGCAAGGGCAUCGGCGCUCGCGUCGACGUCAAGAUCAUCAGCAAGACGGGCAAGGGCGUGCGCGGCGGCAGCACGGCCGCCAGCCGCGCCGAGCUGCUGGCGCACAUUGCCGCCUUUCUGUGCGACGAGCCGCCGUCGGAGACGCUGCAUGUGCGCCGCAAGGGCGAGGUCGAGAUGCUGCGCAACGAGAGUCAGGCGACGGUCUCGUUUGAGACGGCCAAGGGGCGGGGGCCGGGAGCAGCUGCUACUGAGGAAUGA